Messenger RNA from Peromyscus eremicus (cactus mouse), 2564 nucleotides. Its product is annotated as cadherin-10. The record is from RefSeq and is a predicted model, not a curated record. Gene Ontology annotation, cellular component: adherens junction; plasma membrane; catenin complex. Gene Ontology annotation, biological process: homophilic cell-cell adhesion; multicellular organism development; adherens junction organization. Bases 1 to 2202 code for a protein of 733 amino acids. Gene Ontology annotation, molecular function: calcium ion binding; cadherin binding. NCBI's taxonomy places the organism in Eukaryota, Metazoa, Chordata, Mammalia, Rodentia, Cricetidae. The transcript has 11 exons.
AUGCCCUUCUGCACUGGGGCCAUCGACUGGGCCAUGGUUGUUCUAACAGGAGCCACCACCCUAAAACUUCAUUCAGACCAAGAUAAAGGAGAUGGAUCGCUCAAAUAUAUUUUAUCUGGAGAUGGAGCUGGUACUCUUUUUAUUAUUGAUGAAAAAACAGGUGAUAUUCAUGCCACAAGACGAAUUGAUAGGGAGGAAAAGGCCUUUUAUACUCUACGUGCACAAGCUAUUAACAGAAGAACUCUGAGGCCAGUAGAACCAGAGUCUGAGUUUGUGAUUAAAAUCCAUGAUAUCAAUGACAACGAGCCAACAUUCCCAGAAGAAAUUUAUACAGCUAGUGUUCCUGAAAUGUCCGUUGUAGGUACUUCUGUGGUGCAAGUCACGGCUACAGAUGCUGACGACCCUUCAUACGGGAACAGCGCCAGAGUCAUUUACAGCAUACUUCAAGGGCAGCCUUAUUUCUCUGUGGAGCCAGAAACAGGUAUCAUCAGGACGGCUCUACCAAACAUGAACAGAGAGAACAGGGAACAGUACCAGGUGGUCAUCCAGGCCAAGGACAUGGGUGGCCAGAUGGGGGGUUUGUCUGGAACCACCACAGUGAACAUCACACUAACAGAUGUCAAUGACAAUCCGCCUCGCUUCCCUCAAAAUACCAUCCAUCUUCGAGUUCUUGAAUCCUCUCCAGUUGGCACAGCUGUUGGAAGUGUAAAAGCAACUGAUGCUGACAUGGGGAAAAACGCUGAAGUAGAUUACCGCAUUAUUGAUGGAGAUGGGACUGAUAUGUUUGACAUUAUAACUGAGAAGGACACACAGGAAGGCAUCAUUACUGUGAAAAAGCCACUUGACUAUGAGAGCCGAAGGCUUUAUACUCUGAAGGUCGAGGCUGAAAAUACCCAUGUGGAUCCACGUUUCUAUUACCUAGGGCCAUUCAAAGAUACUACAAUUGUGAAAAUUUCCAUAGAAGAUGUGGAUGAGCCCCCUGUUUUCAGCAGAUCCUCCUACCUGUUUGAGGUUCAUGAGGAUAUUGAAGUGGGUACAAUCAUUGGCACUGUAAUGGCAAGAGACCCAGAUUCUACUUCCAGUCCCAUCAGAUUCACUUUGGAUCGCCAUACUGACCUUGACAGGAUCUUUAAUAUUCAUUCUGGAAAUGGAUCACUUUAUACUUCAAAGCCACUGGAUCGUGAACUAUCUCAAUGGCAUAAUCUUACUGUUAUAGCUGCUGAGAUCAACAAUCCUAAAGAGACAACGCGAGUGUCAGUUUUUGUGAGGAUUUUGGACGUUAAUGACAAUGCUCCGCAAUUUGCCGUGUUUUAUGACACAUUUGUAUGCGAAAAUGCCAGACCUGGACAGCUGAUACAGACCAUAAGUGCAGUUGACAAAGAUGAUCCCUUAGGUGGACAGAAGUUUUUCUUCAGUUUGGCCGCUGUUAAUUCUAACUUCACAGUACAGGAUAAUGAAGAUAACACUGCCAGAAUUUUAACCAGAAAGAACGGCUUCAACCGACAUGAAAUAAGCACCUAUCUCCUGCCUGUGGUGAUAUCUGAUAAUGACUACCCGAUUCAGAGCAGCACGGGCACCCUGACCAUCCGAGUGUGUGCCUGCGACAGCCAGGGCAACAUGCAGUCCUGCAGUGCCGAGGCCCUGCUCCUCCCUGCCGGCCUCAGCACCGGCGCCUUGAUAGCCAUUCUCCUCUGCAUCAUCAUUCUGCUGGUUAUAGUAGUCCUCUUUGCAGCUCUGAAAAGGCAACGCAAGACCGAGCCUCUGAUCUUAUCCAAGGAAGAUAUCAGAGACAACAUCGUGAGCUAUAACGAUGAAGGUGGCGGAGAGGAGGACACCCAGGCCUUUGACAUCGGUACCCUGAGGAAUCCUGCAGCUAUUGAGGAGAAAAAGCUCCGGCGAGAUAUAAUGCCUGAAACGUUAUUUAUACCACGGAGGACUCCUACAGCCCCGGAUAACACGGACGUCCGGGAUUUCAUCAACGAGCGGCUCAAAGAGCAUGACCUGGACCCCACUGCACCUCCCUACGACUCACUGGCUACCUACGCCUAUGAAGGAAACGACUCCAUUGCUGAAUCUCUGAGCUCAUUAGAAUCAGGUACCACUGAGGGAGACCAAAACUACGAUUACCUCCGAGAAUGGGGACCUCGGUUUAAUAAACUAGCAGAAAUGUAUGGCGGCGGAGAGAGCGACAAAGACGCUUAGCCUGGCACCAGAGUUCUGCUCCAGGAGAAAAAGUAACUUUGCGGAUCUUGUCUCCACUUCACAAUAUUUGAUAUUCAGGAGAAUUUUUUUCCUGCCACUCAGCACAAGUUUUCCACUUAUUUCUUAAUUUGUUCAUUAAUUAUAUUAAUUCUUUCCUGUAGGAUGUCUCAUGGAAUAUAUACAACAUUUUAUUUAAUCACUUCCAAGAGCCAAAGCUAUGGAAAUUCAAUGUUGUCCAUCAUAGUAAAUAAAAGAAACCUGAUCAGGAUAGUUCUCCCGUAAGCAACCUCACGAACAAGCCGCUUCUGUUAGAUACACGUCUUGCCCUUGCAAAUGAAGUUUUGAAAAGGCAAAGAAAACAU